Messenger RNA from Anopheles maculipalpis, 786 nucleotides. Its product is annotated as protein FRA10AC1. Bases 10 to 786 code for a protein of 258 amino acids. Gene Ontology annotation, molecular function: phosphatase activity. NCBI's taxonomy places the organism in Eukaryota, Metazoa, Arthropoda, Insecta, Diptera, Culicidae. Gene Ontology annotation, biological process: dephosphorylation. The transcript has 4 exons. The record is from RefSeq and is a predicted model, not a curated record.
GGCAACAAAAUGUAUCACCGAAAUUUGGCCCAUUUGAAUCCGUACGAACUGCACAAACAUCUGAUCAAUGAGUACAUGCUGACAAAGCCAGGUGCCACCAAGCUGCUGCAGCGUGAUACUUCCCGCGAUAAAACCGAUCACGACGUUGUACGCGAAAACCAUCGCUUUCUGUGGGAUGACGAAACGGUGGACAGUUGGGAGAAGCAGCUGGCCAAAAAGUAUUACGACAAACUGUUCAAAGAGUACUGCAUUUCCGAUCUUAGCCGGUACAAAGAGAACAAGGUUGCGAUGCGAUGGAGAAUCGAGAAGGAGGUGGUCGUUGGCAAAGGACAGUUCGUAUGCGGCGAUCGGCACUGUGAGGAGCGGAACGAGCUGCGCAGUUGGGAGGUCAACUUUGGCUACCUGGAGCAUGGCCAGAAAAAGAAUGCUCUGGUCAAAUUGCGCUUGUGUCCUAAGUGUUCUGAUAAGCUAAAUUAUCACUCUAAAAAACGAGAAAUUAAACGACUCAAGAAGCGCGAUCGUAAAACGAAACCUUCUACUAGUAAACGGAUUUGCGAUGAAGCUCCAGCUACUACUAGCACCGGUGCCAGAGCAAUUUCGGAAGACAAAAAAGCCGAGACGACGAGCCAAAGUACGGAAGCUGACAAUUUGUCGCAAACGGGAGAUGAAAAAGACGGAUCUUCCGCACCGGAAGUUGUCGAAGGAAGUUGGAGCAAAGGGAAUGAAGCGGAAGAAAAAACACGUGAAGAAGAAUUUGACGAAUUUUUGGAGGAUCUCUUGCUGUGA